UUCCAUUGGGUGCUUUGUUAUCGUCGUAUUGUAGUUAAAAUUAGUUAAAGCCAGUCGAAAUGUUUAGUGCGCUAUUGCUUAUUUGCUCGAAGUUUCCGUUUAGUGUAUUCUAACACAAGAUACUCAUUCGUUCGUGUAUUGUAUUGUUAUGACUUAGGUGCAGCUUACACUCAUUCUAAAAUGGCAAAGUACAGCUUUAAAACAAUCAGUCAAAAGCAUAAAACGUUUCCUACAGACGUUAACAUGUAUGGUAUUAUGAAGUGCAAAUCGCAGCUGUUGGAGGAGCAGGAAAAUGUGACAUUAAUCAUCAAUCGCCGAAAUUCCGUUCGUCCAUCAAAGAGCUGGACCUGGAGCGUACUACGCUGCAGAUGGCAGAAGAAACUAGUUCUCUUGCUGAUACUAAUUUGUAUGUGUGUUCUUAUAAUUUACGCCAACACGCAUCUAUCAGUUCGGGGAAAUAUACUCUCCGCAUUUCUUUCGAGCCGGCUUAACAAAUUAUCACACACUGAGAAGCAGGAGACAAGAGACUCCAAUGUUCAACAAACAACGACGUCCGUUCAGCCCAUUCUCCUAAAGCCUACCCACUAUUUGCUGAACUAUUCCUCCACGCAGCUGGAACUGGGCGCACAGUUCCAUUCUUCGGACAAUAAUUAUAAUAUAUUUAUAAUUUAUACCAGAGAAAACUACCAUCUUAACUUGAAAUUCGAUCUGUUUGCACACAGUCUGCUGAAACACACAAGUGCCCAACUCCAUCUGCAUGUAAUCACCGACAAGGAGAGCUCCAGCUCCGUCAUGGAGAUCCUUCAGAGGCAGAUUCGCAGAUUUCGUAGAACGGUGAUAUAUACAAUGUACGACGUUAAAGUCUGCUCCACCAUCAUAGAGGACAUAGCUGCCAAGUUAUCCCCGUUCUUUAGCUCAGCGCCCAACUCCUAUUAUAGCGACUCGCUCUUUUUUUUGUCCCUCGGGCUCCAUAGAAUCGCCGAUGCAAGCUUAAAUCGAGCCAUUCUGCUGGAUUGUGAUAUAGUCUUCCGUUCCGAUGUUCGAUUACUGUUCAAUGAAUUUGAUCACUUUCUGCCGCACCAACUUUAUGGACUGGCGCCAGAACUAACUCCCGUAUAUCGUCAUAUCCUCUACCGCUAUCGCGUCCGGUAUCCAAAGACUAGCUUUGGAAACCCAUAUUAUCCAAUGAACCACGAGAUGGGAAAUCAACAUAAUCACAACCAUGAGCAGCGCCAUGGUUAUCCGGGUCUCAACUCUGGCGUCGUACUGCUGCUUUUAAAUCGCAUAAGAAACUCGAAAUCAUAUCUGGAAAAACUUACAAACUCGGAAGUGCAGACGCUCGUUGCAAAGUAUUCCUUCAAGGGACACUUGGGAGACCAAGAUUUUUUCACAUUACUGGGAUACGAGUACCCCAAUUUGAUAUAUAGACUAGAUUGCGUGUGGAAUAGGCAGCUUUGUACUUGGUGGAAAGAUCACGGCUAUAGUGACAUAUUUGACGCAUACUUCCGCUGCGAGGGCAAUAUCAAAAUGUAUCAUGGCAAUUGUAAUACACGAAUUCCAGAAUAAAUAAAUAGUUAACAAAUUGUUAUAGCAAAACAAA
Messenger RNA from Drosophila subobscura, 1600 nucleotides. Its product is annotated as xyloside xylosyltransferase 1. NCBI's taxonomy places the organism in Eukaryota, Metazoa, Arthropoda, Insecta, Diptera, Drosophilidae. Gene Ontology annotation, molecular function: UDP-xylosyltransferase activity. Bases 181 to 1566 code for a protein of 461 amino acids. The transcript has a single exon. The record is from RefSeq and is a predicted model, not a curated record.